Messenger RNA from Phyllotreta striolata, 2184 nucleotides. NCBI's taxonomy places the organism in Eukaryota, Metazoa, Arthropoda, Insecta, Coleoptera, Chrysomelidae. The record is from the annotation of a GenBank genome assembly.
AUGGUUGUAGAAGGCGAAUAUUACGAUGGUCCUUGUAAACUUUUAGAGCUACCCCACUAUGUAAUGAGAAUAUUGUUCUCGUAUCUAGAUGCAACUUCUCUUUACCAUUUAAGCGGAACUUGCAACUACUUGAAAGAGUUUAUUCUCGAUCCAACAUUUUGGAAACGAAUCGAUGCCAGGGAAGAUCCGAACACUUGUGAUAAAAUAGAAUACUGCACAAGUAGAAUACAUUCGAGAACAACUCAUUUAUUUUUACGAGGAAAUUUAAGUUAUAUAGAUCUACCUUCUAAUUUUUUUAGUUUUAUUAAUCCUUUCGACAAUAUCAAAGUGCUGGCACUGGAAAAUGUUAAACUUAAAGGCGUAAAGGUGACUUUAAGAGAUUUUCCUGCCGGAUUGGAAGAAUUAAGUUUGAAAAGAACUUAUGUGAAAGAUUCCGAUUACUUUUUUCAGCAUUCAGUGAAAAAUAUGCCGAAAUUGAGGGUAUUAAUCCUGGACGAAUGUUCUUGGGUAACUUGCAGCUUUUUACUGUCGAUUUGUAAAUACGAAUAUUUGGAAAUUAUUUCAAUUGUUAAAUGUUUAAGAGUCCACUUGAACACGAUACCUUACCUGAACGUGGCCAAGCUCGGCUGCAAAAAACUGAAAAUUUUCGAUUGCAGAUUUACUGGUAUUGGAGGAGAAUUGCUCCGAACGUUUUAUUCUAAAGAAAAUAUACAAAGAUUAUAUUUUCAAAGUUUCAAGUCCUCGGAAGUGGAUUAUCAAGAAAAAAUCGUCAAUCAAUGGGAUAGCACGAAAAAAAGACAAUCUGUGGAUCCUUCGUACACCGAUAUGAGCAUUUCUGAUAGACAUCUCAUCGAGUUCAUUUCCACGACGGCUAAGCCCAAAAACGAAGUGGAAAAGAUCAGUUACAGUGUACUGUAUAAAGAUCCUUAUCCGGAAUGUACCUGUGGCAGCAAAGGAGCUAAGGAAGAUGAAUUAUAUAAGUAUACUCCUUUCUCGGAAGAGGACAUAGUACAUAUACCCUCUGGAAGGGACGAGCUAAAAUUCGUAUGCAAUAAACACAUGAAAGAUUUACUUAAUCUACCCAGUCAUUUCAAAGAUUUCUUUCUAUCGCAUCAAAUGAAAUUCAAUCCAGCAAGUCUAGUUUCGGAUACUCACAUGGACUCGGACUCCAACUCGGACGAAGAAGACGGCGACGAUGGUUGUUGUUAUUUCGGCAUGGGAACAAAUCUAAUAGUACCGAGCAUGUACGAUCGGACGCCCUCCGUUAGAGAAGAAAUGAGCCUGCCGGAAGAAGGAGCCAGUGCAAGGAAUCAAUCGUCACCCAACGUUUACAUACUCGAUGCAAACGCUAACAGAAACAACAACCAAGCUGAUGAGAACAGGCACGGCAGAGCGCACACUGAAAGACGAGUUUCUCAGGAUCUUCAUCCUACGAAACGCCGAUACGAAUUAGGCGAAUCUGAUGAGAGCGAUACUGAUGAAGUCGAAGCGAAAAAAUCGAAAACAUCGGAUUUGAAUGGAGUGACAUCGGAAGCGCAAGAAACUCUCGUGAAUCAGCUCUUGGAAAGUGCCGAUGAUGUAAGCGAAAGAAUCGAAAGAAUCAUACGAAGCAACAACAUUAGUAGAGAAGUCCAAGAGAGGAUCUUGAGGUCGGAACCUUCGACGUCUAGGAGCCGAAAUGGCACUUCCUCGAAUCCUUCUCAAUCGAAUUCGAGGAAUGUGAAGGCAAAUAGCUCUCACGGCGCUAACGAAAAAAUAGAUGAACCGUCUUGUUCUCGAAACGACACGUCAAGGGCCAGCAAUGGUCGCAAUAAUGCAUCCAGCAAUAAAGAAGAAUAUGCCGAAUGGAUUCAUGCUGUGAAUAAUAACAUUAAUUCCAGGCAGAAUUUGAGAGCGUACGAAAGAGGCAACGAAAGAGUUGAAUUUCAAAUACUUCAAUUCCAAGAUAUCCCCGAUUCUGUAAAAAAAUGUAAAAUACCGCUGAAAAGGCUCUCGCUGAGGGGCUAUAAAAAAGUAACCGAUUUUACUCUCAACUACAUUAAGAAUUUAGACAUAGAAUUAAUAGAUUUGACUUACACCAGUGUCACUAAAAGGGGUAUUGAGAAUUUUCUAGUUCACAAUCCAAAUUGUAGGGUGAUCCAUCCCUUUUAUUGUAUUUGUAAGCCCAAAAAUCCUCUUUUUUAG